AUGGCUGCUGUGCUUGCCAAGAAGAGCUUCUCCAGCUUGCCGGAGGACUCUUGGAGUUGCCUGCCCACCCAAUAUGUGGGGGCAGAGGUGCAAGAGCAGAUCCGAGAAAAGCAACGACAGGCACAAGCAAAGAAGAAGGCGGUGCGUGUCGUUUUCUGCGAAGACAGCGGUGCGUUCGGUUUUGGCACAGAUGGCCAGGCGAAGAAAUCCUCGUUGGAGCCUCGGGAACCGGCCAGAAAAGAGGAGAGCCUUGCCCACUGUUCACUCUUCACAAUUCAAAGGCAUGGACCCGAGGCGCCAGCGCAGCCGAUUGAGGUGGAGAGGACUGAGAAAACCCUGAAAAAGCAACAGCAAAGACUUCCAGGUCUAGACUUCAACCAGGUGGUCGGCCGCUUCCGGGAUGGGUCACCUGUGCGUUUGGCUUCCUUCAACUACUUCUUGUUUGAUGGCUCGGACCAACAAAUCUGGGAUCCGAUCUUCCUGGCACGCCUGGCCUACGAGGGCUUCUUCACCAUCACCACCGGCAGGGGUCGAGAUCGGAAGCCCUUGCCGGAGCUGCAGCCCUACUAUGGUUGGACUGGAAAAAACUUCUCCCUCUCGAAGCCAGUGAAGAAGGCUCUGAAGCGGGCGAAGACCAGGUACUACCUCUAUUGCAACCGAAACUUUCAGCUGACGUACCAGGGUAUCAAUGAGUACCACAAGGACCCUGGAGACAUGAUGUGUGCCGUAGAUCAGCAUGGAGAGAACUGGAUGACGUGGAAGUACUUGGAAGCCUUCAAGCGGGAGCUCUACGAUGGCCCUUUGCCCGAGAACGGAGAUGCGGGCACCACCCCGAAAGCACCAGUGCCACCGGCGCCACCGCCUCUUCCCCGCCACCGGUACAGCAUUGGCAAGAUUUACACGAGCUUGUCGGGCUUUAACCUCCGUGGUGAAGAUGGUGUGGGCUGGAUUCAGCUCUCAUGCCUGGGGAAGUGGUUGGAACAAAAGAACUAUUCCUUCUGGACUGAACAUUUGGCCGCUGGACGGACCUGGCGAACAUUAGAGACGGACCUGGCUGGCCGGACGAAAGGUGGAACGUUGGAAGAUAGGAAUGAGACGUUACAAAGUGGCCUUCUGCCCCACCAGAGGAUUUGGGUUAACGCCAAGGAUCACGAUGACAUCUUGAGUUAUGCUGAGUCGAUCCUGGGAAAAGGUUACGUGAUGGAAUAUGAAUGUCAUGAUUGGAAUGGACGAGCCCAGGGUAAAGCAUGCCUACGAGUUGAAGAUUGGAGUGAUGCUGGCAGAGGAUUUUUGGUUGGAGACCAUUUGAUUGCGAGUGAUGGAUACUAUGAGUGGUAUGGCCAGCACUACCUGACGGAUGGAAAGGGACUGUACCAUUUGUGCGGUGGUGGUCGAUCGAAGUGUAUGGUGAAGUUGUCGCGAGGAGAUGGAAGAGAAUUGGUGCAUAUCAGCCGAUGGAGGUUGGUCAAUGCGUUGAUGAUGCAUGACAUGGAGUACUCCAAGAAGCGUGCUUUGGAAGGAGACAGGGAGAGCUUGAAAAGUGUAGAGCUUGGAGCUGGAGUUGAAGAGAGUUUGGCAAUAUUGCAGCGAUGUCUAAAGGAUGAAGAACGUGGAGGUUUGAGCAUUUCACAAACAGGAGGACUUUUGGCGUUGGUGUGCAUGCGAAGUGGCACGAACUUGGGCGAGUAUCUCAAACGGUCCAUCAAGCCGGGGUCUGACGACGGCAAUAGGGGAAGACAACGGGAGGUUCUUCCGCUGCCGCUUUGGACCGAUGGGAAGGAACAACUCAGAAGCCUCUUCGAGUCUGGGGACUUUCGGAAGUUUGGAGGCGCAGACAAGAAGGCCUUUCGACAUGCACGGCGAGCAGGCUUACCACCUGAAGGAUAUGGAGCAAGUGUUCGCCUGGUCGAAUUGUGUGAAGGAGAGUUGAAGGAGAAGCUGCUGAAUCCCCUGAGCAACUUAUUGCCGGCGGAGGAGAUGUCUCUGGAGAUACCAAGGCCCCAGAUUCAUGCCUGCCGGGAAGAAUGGGAGAAGAUCGCAGGGGAGAUGUACAAGCGGGGCCUGGUGAAGACUGUCGAGGCGCCAGUGUUGGUCAGAGGAUGGCCUGAGAUGAUGACGUUUGCAGAGAAAGUGAGCUGGCGCAGCCUAGGUGUAGAGCGAGAGGGAGACACCUAUAUAGGCGGAGGAGGUCUCCUGGGAAAGGGUGAGAUACGGGGAGAUAGCGUUUUUCCGAACCUGGAGGAGGAAGAGAAGUUAUGGUCCUUGUAUUAUUUGGAUGACACCAGCCUUUACGAGAUCAUGGAGGCUCGUGUGGCAGAGGACCUGGAAGCAAAGAGCUCAGAGGGGCAGGAUGCGUUGAGGCAAGCUUAUGCUCAUGGGGGAGUGCCUUACUCCAAGGAAAAGAGCUUGCAGAGAGCACGGAGGGCUGAAAAGCUGGGAGCUGUGGCGAGGAACCCUCCAAGGAGCGAUGAAGAGAGCGCUAGAUGCCUGUCGCUGAGUUUUUGGCUGCUGAGACAAGACAAAGUGCCCCGAAAAGGACUGCAAGUGUUGCUGGGACAAGAGGUGCACACGCUGCAGUUUCGCAGACUAUCCUGGAGCAAUGUGGCUUGGGAUGACCGUGCCAGCUAUCAGCUCAACCAUCAUGAGCGCUAUGAUGCGCUAGAGUUCAAUGAGGAGCUGGAACCUUUGAGGUUGCUGGGGUACCUCACGGGGUACACCUUGGGUCUGUAUCGCAAGCAAGCAGAGACGGAGGAUGAGAGGAGGAAGCAGACGGUCGCACGAGAAGAGAUGGCUCGGAGUUUUGACGACAUUGGAGAAAAGGAUGAUGCCACGACUCAUGUCAGCGUGAGUGAGAGAGACAAGGAGGAGGAAGAAGCUUUGGUCCAGCUGGUCCGGAACCCAAGACGAGCGCAUCAAUCUCCUGGAGUUGAGGGCGUUUUUGAGGAGCCUAGAGUGGCGGGCGUUUUGAGAAGGAUGCCAAGAAAGGAGAUUAAGAGAAGGGCCACAAAGGAAGACCGCAAGGCUGAGAGGCAAAGAGUGGGAAAGUUGUCGGAGCAAAGAGUUUCACAAGCGACCGCAGAACGAUAUGCAGUUGCUUUGCAUGGCCGGAGUACCUUUGUGGGAAGCACAGUGGUAGAGCUGCUGAAUCGAGCAGAUCUUGAAUCAGUGCUUUGCCAAGACAUAGAGUUCCUGUGGGAGGAAGGAGAUCCCAAGACGAUGGCAAAUUAUGUGAUGGCCGCAGUUCAGUAUCGAAGGCCAGAGCUCAGAGGAAAUUUGAAAGGAGCAUGGCAGCUGGUUUCUUUGGAACAAGCUGGAACAACCCUUGCGGGCUACGCGGACGUGGGAUCUUGGGCUUUUUGGUGGGCGCAUCUCGCUCAGGAAUACAAGAGGCAACUGGGGCACCGGAUCUACACACGAGAAGAGUUUCUGCAAAGGCUGAAGCUGGAACGAGGAAGGGCUCUUCAACUGGAGGGAGAUUUCCGUCUUCCUGAAGGGACACCUGACUUUGUGCCAUUGGACACUGCUGGCGAGGUGCCUGGCGGCAUGGGCAAAUUGAAGUCUGGCCACGGCGAUGCUGUGUGCCAGGUUUUGCACACUUUAAUGGGUGAGGCCUUGCGGAGGGUCAGCUUCGAGUUCCACGCUCCGACCUAUCCCGAUGAGGGCAUGGCGGACGAAGCGGACGUGGAUAGCGACGCGGAGAUCCACUCGGUGGGCGAGGACGAGAUGCCUGGUGAUGGUGAGGAGGAUGACCUCAUGUACCAGGAGGAUGCGCCAAAGCCACCUGAGGAUGAUGAGAACGAUCAUCAGGUGCUCCAAGCCAACGUGGACCCCAAGGAGUGGCUCUUGGAGGUGGAGCGGGUCUCGUCCCGGCUGAAAGUGCAGAUGCCCAACGACUCAAAGGAGUGGAGGACGCAUUUGCAGCAGACCAAGCAGUACAAGCAGGUGAUCGAGAACCAGUUUCCAGCAUCCAAGGUGCAGCUGGAUAAGCUGGUGGCGCAGCUGAGCCAAGCCAUGGAUCGGAUCAAAUCCAAAGAGGCGUUUAUCAACACUCAGUUCGACCACCGAGCUGUGGAUUAUCGACAGCAGCAAGAGGAGCUGACUCAGGCCGCCCGGUCGAGACAUGAGGGUCUUUGUCCCAUGGCCGGUUCCGCAGAGCGGGCACUUUGCACUUCCAAACAAUGGUGUAUUUUUUGUUGUAUAUAUAUAUACCCUAUAUAUAGACUAUAUAUGUAA
Messenger RNA from Durusdinium trenchii, 4233 nucleotides. The record is from the annotation of a GenBank genome assembly. NCBI's taxonomy places the organism in Eukaryota, Dinophyceae, Suessiales, Symbiodiniaceae.